This is a messenger RNA of Synchiropus splendidus (mandarinfish), 3828 nucleotides long. It is a transcript of the gene slc26a3.2, whose product is annotated as solute carrier family 26 member 3, tandem duplicate 2. Bases 1434 to 3608 code for a protein of 724 amino acids. Lineage: Eukaryota; Metazoa; Chordata; Actinopteri; Syngnathiformes; Callionymidae. The transcript has 22 exons. The record is from RefSeq and is a predicted model, not a curated record. Gene Ontology annotation, biological process: transmembrane transport. Gene Ontology annotation, cellular component: membrane. Gene Ontology annotation, molecular function: chloride transmembrane transporter activity; bicarbonate transmembrane transporter activity; oxalate transmembrane transporter activity.
AGAGGACUAGUUAGAGUUUAGAUGACAAUUUGUGGUUGUACUCAACAACAUUUAUUUUAUUUAGCAGUUUCCAAAGUGAAUUUAAACCAUAACAAAGAACAACACCACUCCCAGACCUGAUGCUGAAGUAACCACCCUUCCUGCAACAUGGGGUUUGCCUUGGAACUUUGCCAUGAUGGCCCCACUCUCUGGUUGUGGAGUCCUUAACUGAGGCAAGUGAACCUUUGAUGCUGUUGUGGGGUUAUUUGGAUCUUCUUGGAAGAGCCAUCACUGCACUCUUGGGUGAUUUUGGUAGGUCAUUCCAGGGAACAUUCACCGUUUUUUUUUUUUCCACACAAGACUAUGCAGGUUUUAAUUUGGUUUACUCCUCAAUACUAAAUAACUGACUUGAAAAUGCCCGUUUUGUGCUCACAUUUGUAGUAUUUUUGACUAAUAAACUAAUAAAUUAUAUAUUGAAUUUAAUUAUUAAAUUGAAGGACAUCAUCUUUCCACACAACUUUAUUUACAUAUUUAUUAUUGGACAUUUUUACUUUAGGCUGCCUUGCAACAUGCCAUGACCUACAGGCUUUGCUGUAAAAACUUUUGUGAAGCCUUACUUUUAGUCAAAAUAUCUCAUUUAAUUUUAGAUACAUUCACUUCAGCAGGACGGAGGGACUUUUGUUAGUCUUAAAAACGUAUUUUCACUUGUAUUGCUAAUUUUUUUUCACUCAUUUCACAGUACUUUACCUUAAAGUGAAAAAAAAUCUGCAAAUGACUGACUCAUGAAAUGUUAGGACGACAGUAAGAUAUCCCUACUGUCCCACCCAACACACUACACACUGCCUUUAUUCCCAUGAACCAGCACUGAACUAAGCUUGAUCUUCAGCAAACACAUCUCAUACCACUUUAAUCCUGGGCUGACAUCUCCACAAGGUCAUUCACAUUUUCCUGACAUGUUUGCCUUUCAACUCAGCCAAUACCACUCCAACUACAAAGUUUCAUUUGUGCCGCCUUUCCAGACCAAAACCCAUGUGUUUAGUCAGCCACUGCUGACCUUUGCCUUGAUUUGUUUCCUGGGUACAACAGUCACACCACGUCUUGUCCUGUCCGCAUCCUCCCCGACUUCCAUCAGUACAUCUCCCACAUACUCUCCAGGGGCGGAACGUCUGCAAUGAAAGUAGCUGGUUAUACAGUAGAUACUUGACAGAACAAUGGUCAAGGAUAAGGCAGGAUUCCAGCAGUGGUGUGAAGCCAGACCUUAUCAUAAUUAUUGUUAAUCAUUAUGGUCCUGAUAAGAUCCGGAGGUGGCAUAUAUGGAUGGAUAAACCCUUGUGAAGUCAAGUAGGUCCACACAGGUGGUGAAGGACGCUCAUGAUCACAGAAGACACACUUAGAGACGAAGCAGGCGAUCGGACGACACAGUAACGAGACAAUGCAACUGGCAACAAGGCAGUAUGUGGUGGCCAGGCCACUCUACUCAGAGGAGGACUUCUCGGAGAAGCACCAGAAGAUCUACAGGCACAGAAAGACCAUGUUGGAUCAUAUCAGAGAGUAUUUCACUCAUCAGCUGGAUGAAACUCUACAGACUCAGAGACUGGCUUCUGAGUGACAUCGUGUCAGGUGUCAGUACUGGACUGGUGGCCGUCCUGCAAGGAUUGGCUUACUGUCUGCUGGCCUCGCUGCCCCCCUGGUACGGGCUCUUCUCCGCCUUCUUCCCCGUCAUUAUCUACUUCUUCCUCGGCACCUCCAGACACAUUUCCGUCGGUCCAUUCCCAGUCUUAUGUCUGAUGAUCGGUUCUGUGGUGACCCGGCUGGUACCAGAUGAAGGCUCACCUGCCAACUUCACUGCAUUUGAAGGCCUGACAAGAGAUGAUCAAAGAGUACUGGUGGCCUCCUCUGUGACCUUCCUUGUUGGACUCAUGCAGUUGGCAAUGGGGGUGCUACAGGUGGGCUUUGUCGUCAUGUACCUGUCAGACACUCUGGUAUCCGGGUUCACCACUGCUGCUGCCAUACACAUCCUUGUCUCCCAGCUCAAGUUUGUUCUGGGCCUGCAGGUUCCAGGAAUCAGUGGGCCUCUCUCAAUAAUAUACACUCUUGAAAUAAUCUUCAAUAAAAUAACCUCCACCAACGUGUGUGACGUGGUCAUCUCCUUGGUGAUCAUGGUGGUCGUAUUCAUCGUCAAGGAGCUGAAUGACCGGUUCAAGUCCAAGUUGCCAGUGCCCAUACCUAUUGAGGUCAUCAUGACUGUCAUCAUAUGUGGAGUUUCGUACGCGUUCGACUUCGAAAACAAAUAUGGCAUUGAGGUGGUGGGAUAUAUUCCAAGAGGGUACGAGCCCCCGAUUGCUCCUGAGUUGCCCAUCUUCCAGGAGACGGCAGUGGAAGCCUUUCCAAUGGCAAUCGUCGGGUUCGCUGUGGCCUUCUCUGUGGCGAAGGUCUACUCUGUGAAGCAUGACUACACCAUAGAUGGGAACCAGGAGCUGGUUGCAUUUGGAGUGAGCAACAUUUUUGGAGCGUCCUUCAGGUCUUUUGCGGCCAGCACAGCUCUUUCCAGGACGGCUGUGCAGGAGAGUACCGGAGGGAAAACCCAGGUGGCUGGUUUGCUCUCAGCUAUUAUUGUCAUGAUCGUCACCUUGGCCAUUGGAUUCCUCCUGCAGCCGCUCCCAAAGUCUGUGCUGGGUGCUGUGGUCUUGGUCAACCUCAAGGGUAUGCUGUUGCAGUUCCGAGACAUCCCCUACCUGUGGCGGCGGGACAAACCAGACUGCGUGGUGUGGUUGGGCACUUGUAUCGCAUCUAUCCUCCUAGGACUGGAUCUGGGCCUCGCUGUGGGACUCGGUAUUGAGCUUCUCAGUGUUGUUCUCAGGGCUCAGUUUCCUCGCUGCUGCGUUCUAGCCAACAUUAGAGGAACUGACAUCUACAGAGACAGGAAGGACUACAUCGAUAUAUUUGAGCCAGAGGGAGUAAAAAUCUUCAAGAUUCCAUCACCGAUCUUUUUUGCCAACAUUGACUUCCUGAAGAACAAACUGAUCGAUGCCGUUGGCUUCAACCCUUUGAGGGUGUUGAGAAAGAGAAACAAAGCUCUGGGGAUGAUCCGCGAACUGCUGAAGAAGGGCCAUCUCCAGUGGACGCCAAAUGGUUUUCUGAACACCUCGAGUGGACCCAUCAAUCAACCAGACGAUGAGAACAACUCAGAAGAUUUGGACCUGCCGUCGGACUUCCCUGCCCGGGUGGAUUGGAGAGCUCCACUUCCCGCUAACCUCGUGGUUCCCAGAGUGGACAUCCACAGUCUGAUCUUGGACUUUGCUGCUGUCUCAUUCUUGGACAUCUCUGCACUAAAGGGACUUAAGACUAUGCUGACAGAGUUUAUCAGAGUGGAUGUUGAGAUCUACAUAGUAGCGUGUGACCCUUGCAUCCUACAAAAGCUUCACGACUGCUGCUUCUUUGACGAUGAAGUUCACCCAUCAAUGUUCUACCUGACGCUGCAUGAUGCAGUGUUACACAUCCUUCACCUGCACCCGGAGUGCACGGCUGAGAAAAAAUAUCCUAGCAAGAUUCUCACAACAGUCACAAUUCAUCACUCAGAAGGCAGCCUGAGGAACCGCAACACACUGGAGCCAGAGACCAAGUUUUGACCUUCAACCAAAGAGUCCAACUGGGACAGUGUAACCUUGUACGACAACGUUUAUUCACGUUAGUUUAACUUUAUACAGAGAAACGUUUAUGAACGUUCUCCGUCAUGUCAGAAACUUGAUGUUUUUUUAUACUGUACAUAGAUGAUUGUUUUUAGAUGCAAUGUAAAUGCAAAUAUUUUAUACGGUAUGUAGUUGGGACAGUAAAAAAUAUAUAUAUAUA